Molecule: messenger RNA, 883 nt
Organism: Fukomys damarensis (Damara mole-rat)
Lineage: Eukaryota; Metazoa; Chordata; Mammalia; Rodentia; Bathyergidae
Gene: Park7
Product: Parkinsonism associated deglycase
Exons: 7
Coding region: 223-792 (189 amino acids)
Biological process (GO): protein deglycation, glyoxal removal; guanine deglycation, glyoxal removal
Cellular component (GO): nucleus; cytosol
Molecular function (GO): protein deglycase activity
Source: RefSeq, a predicted model, not a curated record
CGUUUGCAGAGUCGCGACGCCAAAGCGUCCCAAAGCGCUCGACAGCUCGCCGGCCGUUUAUUGAAACGGUUCUUUGAAGCCGGCUGUGCGUGCGCGGCAAACGCUUCAGAAAGAACUAAGCUAAGCGUGGUGUGGCCGUACGCAGAAAACCUAGUGCGGUGGCUUCUAUAAGGGGAAUUUCCACGUUCUCAGUCGGAAAUCUUUAAAAAGUACAACAUAAAAAUGGCUUCGAAGAGAGCCCUGGUCAUCCUGGCCAAAGGUGCGGAGGAGAUGGAGACGGUCAUCCCUGUGGAUGUCAUGAGACGCGCAGGGAUUAAGGUCAUUGUUGCAGGGCUGGCUGGGAAAGACCCAGUACAGUGUAGCCGUGACGUGGUCAUUUGUCCUGACACAAGUCUCGAAGAGGCGAAAAAGCAGGGCCCCUACGAUGUGGUGGUUCUCCCCGGAGGCAACCUGGGUGCGCAGAAUUUAUCUGAGUCCCCGGCUGUGAGGGAGAUCCUGAAGGAGCAGGAGAGCAGGAAGGGCCUCAUCGCCGCCAUCUGUGCAGGUCCCACGGCUCUGCUGGCUCAUGAGAUAGGCUUUGGGAGCAAAGUGACCACGCACCCACUGGCUAAGGACAAAAUGAUGACUGGGAGUCAUUACAGCUACUCGGAGAGUCGUGUGGAGCGGGACGGCCAGGUGCUCACCAGCCGCGGCCCAGGCACCAGCUUCGAGUUCGCGCUGGCCAUCGUGGAGGCGCUCAGUGGCCCAGAGGUGGCGCAGCAGGUGAAGGUGCCACUCGUGCUGUGUGACUAGAGCCGGCAGAGGGACACGCAAGCCCUGACCCUGUGCCUGUGUCCAUGUAUUUCUGAAUAAAGGGGCAGCCCGCGGCUGCCCAUGGCUGCUC